Messenger RNA from Triticum turgidum subsp. durum (durum wheat), 873 nucleotides. The record is from the annotation of a GenBank genome assembly. Lineage: Eukaryota; Viridiplantae; Streptophyta; Magnoliopsida; Poales; Poaceae.
AUGGCGCAGGAGAUAGAGCACACACAGCUCUCCGUCCGCGGCCUCAGCCUGCACGUUGCUCAAGUAGGAAAGGAUGAGCUUGGGACGGUGGUGUUCCUUCACGGCUUCCCGGAGAUAUGGUACUCGUGGCGCCUGUCGGGCCAGCCGCCGGAGCACGAGGAGCCCUCCUGGGAGGACCUCGUCGCCGACGUGCUCGCCAUCCUCGACGCCCUCGACAUCCCCAAGGCGUUCGUUGUGGGCAAGGACUUCGGCGCCAUGCCGGCGUACGACUUCGCGCUGCGGCACCCGGGCCGCACCCGCGCCGUGGCGUGCCUGGGCAUCCCCUUCAGCUCCGUGCCCUUCGACUUCGCCGGCACCAUGCCGGAGGGCUUCUACCCGCUGCGGUGGCGCCAGCCGGGGCGGGCGGAGGCGGACUUCGGGCGGUACGACAUCCGGCGCGUGGUGCGCACCAUCUACGUGCUCUUCUCCGGCAGCGAGGUCCCCGUCGCCGAGCAAGGCCAGGAGACCAUGGACCUCGCCGACGGCUCCGCGCCCCUGCCGGAGUGGUUCACGGAGGAGGACCUCGACGUGUACGCCGCGCUCUACGAGAACUCCGGCUUCGGGUUCCCGAUCCGCAUGCCCUACGGGUCCCUGGACAAGAUGGCGACCCAGCUGGACGCCAGGUUCGAGGUGCCGGUGCUGAUGGUGAUGGGGGAGAACGACUACGUGAUGAAGCUGCCGGGGUUCGAGGCCGCCGUGAGGGGCGGCAUGAUGGCCGGCUUCGCGCCUGACCUCAAGGUCGCCUUCGUCCCGGAGGGCAGCCAUUUCGUGCAGGAGCAGUUCCCGGCGCAGGUUAACGAGCUCCUCCUUGGUUUCUUGAAGGACCAUCCGUGA